Molecule: messenger RNA, 1458 nt
Organism: Exophiala aquamarina CBS 119918
Lineage: Eukaryota; Fungi; Ascomycota; Eurotiomycetes; Chaetothyriales; Herpotrichiellaceae
Product: beta-glucosidase
Exons: 4
Coding region: 1-1458 (485 amino acids)
Biological process (GO): carbohydrate metabolic process
Molecular function (GO): beta-glucosidase activity
Source: RefSeq, a predicted model, not a curated record
AUGGUUAAAGACAACGCGCCUAAAGCCGGCCUACCGGCUAAUUUCUUAUGGGGUUUCGCCACUGCAGCGUACCAAAUUGAAGGUGGCGCUACUGCGGACGGCCGUGGUCCUUCAAUAUGGGACACUUUCUGCCAAAUCCCCGGCAAGAUUGCCGAUGGCAGCUCUGGAGAUGUUGCUUGUGAUUCUUAUCAUCGGACGGAUCAGGAUAUCGAAUUGCUCAAGAAGCUUGGUGCUAGAGCAUAUCGAUUCUCCGUCUCAUGGUCUCGAGUAAUUCCUCUUGGUGGUCGAAACGAUCCCGUCAACCAAAAAGGCCUUCAGUAUUAUGUCAAAUUCGUCGAUGACCUCCUCGCCGCCGGCAUUGUCCCGUUCAUCACCCUGUUUCACUGGGAUCUGCCCGAUGAGCUUGACAAGCGAUAUGGAGGUUUCCUAAACAAGGACGAGUUCGUUGCCGACUUUGCAAACUAUGCACGGGUCAUGUUUGAGGCUUUGGGCGACAAGGUCAAGCAUUGGAUCACGUUUAAUGAACCCUUCUGCAGCGCGGUUCUUGGAUACAACAUCGGCGUCUUUGCACCAGGCCAUUCGAGUGAUCGAACACGAAGCACUGUUGGUGACGGAAGCACAGAACCUUGGAUUGUGGGACACAAUAUUCUCAUUGCUCAUGCCAACGCCGUCAAAAUCUUCCGAGAUAACUAUAAAUCCAAGAUCAACGGCGAAAUCGGCAUUACGCUGAAUGGGGAUUGGACGGAGCCUUACGACCCUCAUUCGGAAGCGGAUAGACUGGCAUGCGACCGGAAGAUUGAGUUUGCCAUCUGUUGGUUUGCCGACCCAGUCUAUUUUGGUCACUACCCUGAGUCUAUGGUCAAGCAGCUAGGAGAUCGGUUACCAAAGUUCACAGACGAGGAACGGAAACUCAUUACUGGCUCCAACGACUUCUACGGCAUGAAUCAUUACUGUGCCAAUUACAUCAAGAGCAAGGACACCGACCCUGAUCCGCAAGAUGUCAGUGGCAAUCUUGAUGUUCUCUUCGAAGACAUGAAUGGCAACAGCAUUGGACCAGUGACCCAAAGUCCUUGGCUACGUCCUCACGCCCCCGGUUUUCGGAAGCUGAUGAAGUGGUUGAGUGACCGAUAUGGUGGACCGAAGAUCUAUGUUACCGAAAAUGGUACCAGCAUCAAGGGAGAGAACGACUUACCGAUGGAAGAAAUUCUGGAAGAUGAUUUCCGAGUGGAGUAUUUCCGGGGCUAUAUCACAUCUAUGGCGGAGGCAGUUGCCGAAGAUGGCAUCAAUUGCCAGGGAUAUAUGGCAUGGAGUCUGAUGGACAACUUCGAAUGGGCUGAAGGGUAUGAAACCCGCUUCGGUGUGACUUACGUCGACUAUGCCAAUGGGCAAAAACGAUACCCCAAGAAGAGUGCACUGGAGCUGAAGAAUAUCUUUGAUCAGUACAUUGGUAAGGUCUAG